AUGUCUAAAAAAAGUUAUAAAGCAUUAGCAAUACUCUUUUUGAUUUUCUGUCUCACUUCAGCAGCAUCACCUGAAGUGGUGGAACUUCAUAAAGAAAAAAUAUUUGAAUUUAAAAAAGCUAAUGGUCCUUUAGUUUAUGAAAUAUAAGCCAAUUUAGUUAAGAACUAGGCCGAUUAUUUGAUGAUAGAAGUAGAAAGUUUGACUCUAAGAUAAGACACUUAAAUUUACAUUUCACUCUAAGGUAAAACUCCUUUAAGCAAGAAAGACAGUGAUGUAGUUUGCUCUCGUUAUGAGUAUGAUGUUUGUCUUAUUCCUGCAAGUUAAAUUAAGUAAUUCAACCCAAGUUCAGAUGAUGUUAAGGUCAUUUUUACUGUUAGCUGCUAAAAUGAUUGCAGUUUUGAGCUUUAUACUUCUUAUGAAAACUCUCUUCCUCUCCCUAUAAAUGAUGAGAAGAUUUUGGUUGUUAAGGAAUCAAAUGAUUUGGAACUUUAAAUUUAAAUAGAAAAUACUACUGAAAAGCCAAUUAAUACAUUCAUAUUAACUGCAGAGUUAUUAAAUCCAAUAGAAAUAGAACACUAUUUUACUAUGAGUGUUAUAUCUGAAGAUGAUGCAAAAGUUAUUUACGAAGCCGGAUAGCUUGGUUAUGGUCCUAUAAAAGGUGUUUUCGAAAUAAGAGGAGAUAAAAUAUGUAAAGGAAAAUGCUCACUUCAUUUAUUAAUAGAUGCAAAAAAGGGUAGUUUAAUCAAAAUAAAUACAUACGGUUAUGACAAAGUAAGAGAAGUUGAUCCAUUUAAAAUCUACUAUGAUUAGGUAGAAGCUAAUUCUGAAUUAGUGAUGAAACUAGACUUAAAUUACUUUAAAGAAAUAGAACAUAUUAAUUUAAAUUAAAAGACUAUUAAUUUCUAAUUAGUUCCUAAGUCUGGAACUUGUUCUCUGAGUGUACACCCCUCUUAAAUAUAACCCUAAGAUUAAAGUAGCUACAUGUUUAAAUCUGAAGAAGAGAAUGCGCAAGCUAUAAGAAUUCAUUAUGAUUAGCAUAAGAGAGAAGAUCAUGUUUAUUGGAUUAAUAUCAAAACUAAGAAAAGCAGAUGUGUUUUUAGUAUCAAAGCUGAUUUUGUUGAUAAUUUAAAUCAAUAGAUCACUAUCAACCAUCCUAUUACAGGUAAGGCUAGUAAAGCAACUCCUGAAGAGUACAAAUUGACUCUAUUAGGUAACCAUUCUUAAACAGUGAAGGUUGUUCUCCAUGGUGAUAAUCCCUAUGCUGAAUUAUAUAUUAAGCUCUGUCCAAGUGCAGAUAACUGCAUAGUCACUUAGGGAGAUAUAUAAAAGAAAAAAGGAUUUUUCUAGAUCAGUAAUCCAUCUUCAUCUCAAAGUUAAAUUGUUAAAUUCAACCAUGUGCCAUAGAAUUGUCCUGAGUACAAAGACUAUAAGGAAGUUCACGACAGUUUCCCUUCUUGCACUUACUUAAUUGUGGUUUAUUCUCCUUAAAAAGAUUUUGAAUAUACAAUUGAAGCUAUCUCUUCUAGCAAAUACAUUAGACACAUAGCUAUUAGAGAAAACGAAAGUAUUUUUGAUAGUGUUGCUGAGCAAGAAGAUAACAUUUACAGAUUUUAAGUCGUUGAUAUUAUAGAUGAAGUUAAAUUUGUUGCUAAAACAUUGUUCGGAAAGAUUACAGUUUCUGCAUUUUUCUCAGCUGAUGGAACAAAUGUUAGUUUAGAUAAUAAUUCAUAUCCAAUUUAAGUUAGUUAAUGGAAUGAAAUGUCAUUUUAAAAUCCUAAGAUUGGAUUUUAUUACAUUACAGUUUUUGGAAACACUGAUUCUUAAUAUACUAUCACUCCAGUUGUAAAUCGUCCAGAAAAGAGAGGUGAAAUAAAUAUCUUGAAGUUAAAACAAGACAUUCCAUAAUAGGUGAUGGAGUCAACAGGCAGUAAGCUAUCAUAUUUUGAAAUUUCUAUCACUAACUUUGAAGACAAGUACCCUGAAGUUUGGGUGAAAUUAGAUUAGAACACUAAUGAAUAUUAAGUGUAUAUGACAAAGGAUAGAGAUUUGUUUAUCACAGGCAAAUAUGAAAAUUUUGAAUGGUAGUUCACUUAGCAUUCUAAAACAGACUUACACUUGGAUUCUGAUGCUAUCAGUUCUAUUUAAAAGAAGAAACUUUAUAUAAUUGUUGUUCCAGUACACAAAGAGCUCUCUUAAUUCUAUGUGAUAAAGUACCACUUCAGUUUUGCUUAUUCAAUCUUAGAGUAUUCCAAGCCAGCUAAAGGUCAUAUAUCUUCUUAGAGCACAGUGCUUUACAAAAUUCCAAUAUUGUAGCCUAAAAACCUGUAAAUAACUAAGACCGUAGUUAAUAGUAGAUAAAACAAUAUUAAAAUCUAACUUGAUUUCAAUGAAAUUUUUAGUGGAUAGGCCAGCUAUUUCAAAGAGUAUAGUAACGACAUUGCCUCUAUUCCUGAAGAAACAAUUUAAAAAGGUUGCUAAAACUAAGGCUCAAAUAUGUGUUACUUGUACAUCAAUCUUUUAUCAAACUAAGAAUGUGAUUACUAGAUCUAAGUUGAUGAACAAGUUGAAGGUACACCUAUUAUGGCAUAUGAUGGAUACUCAAAUCUUUUAUUGGUACCAGAUAGAAUAUCAAAACCUAUUCAAGUUAACUAUAUUAUAAAUAAACCUGAAACUGUAGUUAUAACUACUUAAAAUGCAAAAGGCUUAAUAAUAUGUGCAACAAUUAUAAACUCACAAAGCUAAUUUGACAUGAUAGAUUAUCCAUAAUAAAGUGCUUGCUAAUACAAGUCUGAUGGUAAGUAAUUUUAUGAUCACAAUUACAUAAAAGUUCCUAAGAAAGAUAUUGAAGAGUUCUGUAAAUUCUCAGAUCCUCGCUACGUAUGUGGUCUUGAUAUUUCUAUUUUUACAAGCAAUGACUCAGAUAUUUAAGAUAAAUUUAGACUGAGCAUAAAUUCUGGUAUUGUUGAACUUCAAAAAGGAAAACCUGUAGUUGGUCAUGCAGGAUAAUAGAGCAUGGAAUACUUUAAGUAUAUUAGUAAUUCAGAAGAUCCUAUUAAGAUACAUGUGUUGCCUUUAGAUUCAUCAGAAAUAGAUGUUUUUGUAGUUUUUGGUGAAGAAAAUAGACCUUUACCUUUCAAGGAUUACGGAUGGUCCUUACAACUACAAAAUUAUGACGAUAAUAUUUUAGAAAUCAGCUAGCCUUUAGAAAUUUAAAACGGUUCUCUAUAAGGAGUUUAUAUUAUUGGUGUUUACUCUAAAUUUGCUUAUAGUAGAUUCUAAAUUACUGUUACAUAAGAAAUUUUACAUGUCCAGGAACUAUUCUAAAACAGCAUUUAUAACUAUAAGCUUUCAGCAAAUAGCGGCUUGUACUUUGAAUAUACUCCACAUCCUGCAGAGACAGAGUUUACAAUAAAAAUUAUUCCCUAAUAUGGUAAACCUAAAAUAGCUGUGAAAAAAAUGAAUCUUGGCAUAAUUCAAAACGGAUCUUUACCUGAUAUUAUUGGUGGAAAUUAUGCAUUAUCAAAUAAAUAUGAUGCAGAAAGUGAAUAACUCAAUGUAAAAAUAUUGGAUUGUGAUGAUUGCAUGUAUUACAUACAAGUCUACUCAUUCAAUUAGAAUAGUAAAUUUGCUUUAUAAAUAUCAGCUACAGAGUCUUAGCUGAUGCUAUAUAACUAAAUAUAUUCUUAUAAAUUUGAGAGUUAGCGCAAGACCUAGAAGCUGUAGUAUCAUAGCCAGGAACAAGGAUUCCUAAUUCUCAAUACGGAAUAUGGAGAAGCUUAAGCAACAGUUACCUUAAACGGGAAAGAUGUCCUGUACAAAUUAUUAUACUUUGUAGAAAUACCAUAUACUAUUGGUUAGGAUUUAUAGGUAUCAAUUUCAUGCUCUGAAUGCUCUUUCUCAGUUUAAGCAGUAAAGUUUGAUGAUUUAGUGACCUACAAAUUUGGAUAGCUAAAGUAUUUAGCACUUGAACCCAAUCAAGAAUUUAAGAUACAAUUUUUCUUCAAUCCCUAAUAGCCUGAAGAAUUGCUUAAACUCAAUAUACUUGUUGAAAAUGUUGUGAGUGAUGAGCAUACUCUCUUAUUGUAUAAGCCAGAAGUUGUAAUACACUAUAUUGAAAAGAGAUAUGAUAACUACUAAGCUGUUUCUUAUAGCAUGCAUAAAUUCCAUGAAAGCUAUUCACUUUCAUUUAAAGCCAAGUAAGGAUAAUACUAGAUAAUGUUAAAGUGGCCAGUUAAUCCGAAGUAUAAAGAUCUUUAGGAUAAACUAUUUUUGAAAGUUUUUAUGACCUAAAAUGACUCAAUUUUCUUACAGCCUAAUGCACAUUACUCAGCUCAUCUAUUAGGCGACUCUAAAACAGAAAUUGUUCAAAAGAAAACAGUUUCAACUGAAUUAUAAGAGCAUGAAACUGGAAUGGAAAUAGUCUUCCAUGUUUGUUAUGGAAAAUUAGAUUCUUUGGGUCUUAUACGUUAUACGGACAAUAAGCAGCAUAUUACUCGUUCAAUCUUGCUUACAGAAGCUCCAAAAAAUGUUUAUAUUUAUGAAUCUUUUGAAAAAGAAAAAGAGAUUUUCUUUGAAUUAAAGACUGGAAAAUAAGAAACCUUCUUUAAUGUUCACUCAUAAAAGAUAUAGAAGGGUUAGAUAUCACUCUAUUAAUAAAUAAAACUUCCUUCAGAAUCAAUAUCUUUCGAUGUCAAAGAUGAUAAAGUUAACUUAUUCUUUGAAGGUGUUAGUAUUAAGACGGAAUAUUAAUUAGAAAAUGUUAAACCAAAAAUUAAGUAUGAAGUUUACCUUUUCAAAAAAGUUUAAGAUGUAUAGAAUCAGUUAUGUCCUCAAAUUGAUUUGCUUGAGCUUGAUGAUGGUGUUGAGGAAAAGCCCAAUGAAGUGAAAAAAGAAUCUGGAUUAUUCAUUACUUCAUAUAUCAGCGAAUAAUUUAAUGAAAAUUAAACUGUGUCAUUUGAUAAAAAGAAAAUACUUGAAGAUAGAGAUUUCAAUAAUUUCUAUUUUACUGUCUAGGCUAGUGUAGAAUAUAACCAUCAAUAAGCUAAAUUGAUGUAUAAUAUUGAGAAAGUAUAUUCAGUAGAUUCACCAAUUUAUUAAGAACAAAGCGAUGCAUUUAAUUAUAUAUUAUACGCUAUUAUUGUAGGUUCUGCAAUAACAAUUGUAAUAUUAGUCAUUUUGGUAAGAAGAAAAAUGAAAUACGGUCUUUUACCUGAAACAAAUGAAGUUUAACUUGAGUAAGUUGUUUAAUAGGAAGUCAGUCAUAUGAAAGCUCCUAAUCACGUUAUAUCAGCUAACUAAAGUAUACAUGUUGAUUAAAAUCUUGGAGUACCAGAUUAAGAAAAUAUGAAACCCUCUUCAAUAACAUCAAUCAAUCCCUCUUCAGCAGUAUCAAUUAAUAAUACACAAAGAGGUUCUGCUAGAAAAAUAGUAAAUGUUUGA
This is a messenger RNA of Tetrahymena thermophila SB210, 5439 nucleotides long. RefSeq names its product transmembrane protein, putative. Lineage: Eukaryota; Ciliophora; Oligohymenophorea; Hymenostomatida; Tetrahymenidae. The transcript has 19 exons. The record is from RefSeq and is a predicted model, not a curated record.